Olea europaea var. sylvestris is the source of this 1173-nucleotide messenger RNA. RefSeq lists its product as uncharacterized. The record is from RefSeq and is a predicted model, not a curated record. The transcript has 4 exons. Lineage: Eukaryota; Viridiplantae; Streptophyta; Magnoliopsida; Lamiales; Oleaceae. The coding region runs from base 1 to 1173 and encodes 390 amino acids.
AUGAGGAGGCCACCCCCGCCAGUAGGAUGUUCUCUCUGUAGGAGGAAUGAGCAAAAUGCGGAAAGGCCCAGAGAAGGUUGCAAACACCGUAGGGCCAUCAAGCUCAAGAAGAGACCUCAAUCCAUAAGUAACUCCCGAAGAAAUCAAGCACCACCCAUCAUCUUCACCCAGGAAGACGUGGAAGGAGUUCACUUCCGCUAUUGUGAUGCACUUUUGAUGAUUUUGGACCACGAUUUGACUCCUACCACUACUCUCUUAUAUGGAUUCACUGGAGAUAGCAUCACUCUAAGGAAAAAGAUCACACUCGCAAUGAAAAUGGGAGAAUCACCUCAAACCACCUUGAACUUCAUGGAGUUCCUUAUUGUGGAUAGCCGACCAACAUAUCACGAGAUACUAAGGAGACCUGCCCUAAAGAAAUUGGGAGCCGUCACCUCUAUCCACCACCUAUGCAUGAAAUUCUCGACCAAGAAUGAGAUGAAGACAGUAAGAAGUAACCAGAGAGGAUUAAGGGAGUGCUACCUGAGCUCUAUUAGGAAGGCUAAGCCCUGGGAUGUCAAUGUUAUUAUAAUUGACAUGGACAUGAUAGACGUUCCAGGUGAGGCUCUUUCUGAACGAGAAGAUAGGCAUGAGGAUAUGAUGAGCAUCGACCCCAAGGUCAGUUGCCAUCACCUUAAGAUUGAUUUUAAGGUUGCCCAGCAUAGACAAAAGAGAAAAGCCCUUAAUCCGAAGAGGUAUGAGGUCCUAAAGGAAAAAGUGCAGAAGCUAAUCAAGAAUGACUUCAUCAGGGAGGCAAUCUACCCGAAGUGGGUCUCCAAUUCGGUGUUGGUUAAGAAGCACUGUGACAAAUGGAGGGUAUGUAUUGACUUCACUAAUCUUAACAAGGCAUGUCCCAAGGAUAGCUUCCCGCUUCCUAGGAUUGAUCAAUUAGUAGACUCUACCAUCGGACGUGAGUUAUUAAGCUUUAUGGACGCCUACUCAAGCUAUAAUCAAAUCUCUAUGUACUUGGCCGAUGAGAAGAACGCUUCUUUUAUCACGGACAGAGGCCUUUAUUGCUACAAGAUGAUGCCUUCGGGUUUAAAAAUGUCGGGGCUACUUAUCAAAGACUUGUCUACAAAAUAUUUGCGGACCACAUUGGCAAGACGAUGGAGGUCUAUGUGGAUGACAUGCUUGUGA